UUGAACAAUUCCUUUCUAUUCCACACUCUGCAAAAUUUCUCCUGCGAUGGCGGACACCACGGAGCAGGCCAAGCCUUUUGCUCAUGCUGCACUCCAAUCCCUCAGUGACGAAGAGGAAGCCUUAUCCGCCCACCUGAAGUUUGGCCAGCGAAAAUACAUCAAGUGUUGCGGUUGUUUCACGGCCUUCCUGUUAAUUCUUGCUGUCACAAUUCUCGUCCUCUUUUUCACCGUUUUUCAUGUCAAGGAACCAGUGAUCAGAAUAAACACACUUACUCUCAAUCCGGAGCGACUCCUAACAAAUGGAGCUUUCAGAACCAAUACCAACGUCACACUUGUAGCGGAUAUUUCAGUGAAAAAUCCUAACUACGCCUCCUUCAAGUUCAACAACGGAACUACAACUGUUUUUUAUGGUGGCAAGGUGGUCGGCGAGGGAAGGAUUCCAUCAGAGAAGGCUGAAGGAAGGCGGACGACUCACAUGAACAUUACAGUGAAUAUGAAUCCUGAUGAGAUUUUGAAAGUUCCAAGCUGGGUUACCGAUGUGAUUUCAAGGGUCAUGACUAUGAACACCAGCACAGCGAUUGAUGGAAAGGUGAAGAUAUUCAACAAUAUCAAGAAGAAAUUUGCGGUGCAAGUGAAUUGCACUAUUACAUAUAAUUUGUCAAGCUUAAAUAUUCAACAAAAUUGCACACCGCAUUUCCUUUGAGAACUCCAUUAUGUUUUACACCGAUGAUUGAUUUUAAAAGUAACUUAUAUAUAUAUAUAUAUAUAUAUAUAGUUUGAAUUACAGGUUUAGAUUUAUCUUUUUUAUAGGUUGCAUAUAUUACUGAUGAUAUAUUUGAUAUUCUUUCUAUCUCCUC
Molecule: messenger RNA, 857 nt
Organism: Manihot esculenta (cassava)
Lineage: Eukaryota; Viridiplantae; Streptophyta; Magnoliopsida; Malpighiales; Euphorbiaceae
Product: late embryogenesis abundant protein At1g64065
Exons: 1
Coding region: 47-703 (218 amino acids)
Source: RefSeq, a predicted model, not a curated record